AUGGGAGAGCGAUGCGUGGCGGUGGCUCUGCUGUGUUCCUGGAGUGUCGCUAUUCUGGCCCGGGCGGAGAGGCAGUUUGUCAACGAAUGGGCGGCGGAGAUCCCAGGAGGGCCGGAGGCGGCGAAGGCCAUCGCCCACGAACUGAAUUAUGACUUUAUGGGGCAGAUUGGAUCACUUGAAAACCAUUACUUAUUUAGACACAAGAGCCAUUCUAAAAGAUCUCGAAGAAGUGCUGCUCACAUCACUAAAAGACUCGCAGAUGAUCAUCGUGUAUCUUGGGUGGAACAACAGUAUGAAAAGAAGCGGAGUAAACGUUCAGUAUUGAGAGAUUCAGCUGAAAAUCGUUUUAAUGACCCAAUGUGGAAUAAACAAUGGUAUCUGCAAGACACAAGAAUGUCUCCAUCUUUGCCAAAACUGGAUCUUCAUGUCAUUCCUGUGUGGCAAAAGGGGCUCACAGGCAAAGGGGUUGUCAUCACUGUUCUCGAUGAUGGUUUGGAGUGGAAUCACACAGACAUUUAUAACAAUUAUGAUCCUGAGGCAAGUUAUGAUUUCAAUGACAAUGAUCAUGAUCCAUUUCCCAGAUAUGAUCCAACAAAUGAAAACAAACAUGGAACACGAUGUGCAGGAGAGAUUGCCAUGCAAGCCAACAACUUAAAAUGUGGAGUUGGAGUUGCAUACAAUUCCAGAGUCGGGGGCAUAAGGAUGCUGGAUGGAAUAGUCACCGAUGCCAUCGAAGCCAGUUCCAUCGGCUUCAAUCCAGAACAUGUGGAUAUCUAUAGUGCGAGCUGGGGCCCAAAUGAUGAUGGGAAAACUGUCGAGGGACCUGGCCGCCUGGCACAGAAGGCAUUUGAAUACGGAAUCAAAAAGGGCCGGAAAGGAAAAGGCUCCAUUUUUGUCUGGGCUUCUGGCAACGGUGGCCGCCAAGGAGAUAACUGUGACUGUGAUGGCUACACAGAUAGUAUUUACACUGUCUCCAUCAGCAGUGCUUCUCAGCAAGGCCUUUCUCCCUGGUAUGCAGAGAAGUGCUCUUCAUCGCUGGCCACAGCAUACAGCAGUGGGGAUUAUACUGACCAGAAAAUUAUAAGUGCUGAUCUUCGCAAUGACUGCACCCAGACUCACACUGGGACCUCCGCUUCGGCUCCUUUAGCAGCAGGGAUUUUUGCUCUAGCCCUUGAAGCCAAUCCUAAUCUAACCUGGAGGGAUAUGCAGCAUUUGGUAGUCUGGACGUCUGAAUUUGAUCCAUUGGCCAACAAUCCCGGAUGGAAGAAAAAUGGAGCUGGGCUGAUGGUGAACAGCAGAUUUGGGUUUGGGUUACUGAAUGCAAAAGCCCUGGUAGAUUUGGCAGAUCCUAUAACCUGGAAAGGAGUGGGGGAAAAGAAGGAGUGCAUUGUUAAGGACAACAGCUUUGAGCCAAGGUUGUUAAGAGCGGGCGGCGAAGUGACCAUUGAAAUUCCCACAACAGCUUGUGAAGGUCAAGAAAAUGCCAUUAAAUCACUGGAACAUGUACAAUUGGAAGCAACGAUUGAAUAUUCCCGGAGGGGUGAUCUUCAUGUGACCCUGACUUCUCCAUCAGGGACCAGUACUGUUUUAUUGGCUGAGCGGCAAAGAGAUAAAUCACCCAACGGCUUUAAAGACUGGGAUUUCAUGUCAGUUCACACUUGGGGGGAGAACCCAACAGGCACAUGGACAUUAAAAAUUAUAGAUGUGUCUAGAAGAACGCAAAAUGAGGGAAGAAUUGUGAACUGGAAAUUGAUCUUGCAUGGAACUUCAUCCCAGCCAGACCACAUGAAGCAACCUCGUGUCUAUACAUCAUAUAAUACAGUUCAAAAUGACAGGAGAGGGGUUGAAAAGAUGAUGGACUUUGUAGAGGACCACACCACACUGGAGAACUUGAGCGAAAAAAACAAGGCAACAGAAAGUACCAUCCGCAGCAUUGAUAAAGGGCAGGAGCUGGCCCCAUCAGACGCAAUGCUCCGCCUACUGCAAAGUGCAUUUAGUGGUCAGAUGGGCGGGAAUAAAGUACCAAAGAAGACUCCAGAUGAAAAUCUAAAUAUUCCGUAUGAACAUUUCUAUAAGGCUUUUGAGAAACUAAAUCAACCUCCCCAGCUGAAGGACUCAGAGGAGUCUCUAUAUAGUGACUAUGUUGAUCUUUUUUACAAUUCUAAACCAUACAAGCAUAGAGAUGACAGAUUAGUCCAAGCCUUGGUUGAUAUUCUGAAUGAUGAAAACUAAAGGUGUAGGCUAUAGGGCACUAGGUUGGAAAUAUUCAUAUUCCCUUCCCAUUUCCAUAAUACUUCUCAUUCCAGAACAACUUCCACUUAUUCUGUCAAUUUGGAUUAUCACUUUUUUGUUGCUUUCUACUUACCAGCUACCUAAAAGGUGGGGAGAA
Molecule: messenger RNA, 2389 nt
Organism: Euleptes europaea (tarantolino)
Lineage: Eukaryota; Metazoa; Chordata; Lepidosauria; Squamata; Sphaerodactylidae
Gene: PCSK1
Product: proprotein convertase subtilisin/kexin type 1
Exons: 14
Coding region: 1-2232 (743 amino acids)
Biological process (GO): protein processing
Cellular component (GO): trans-Golgi network; Golgi membrane
Molecular function (GO): serine-type endopeptidase activity
Source: RefSeq, a predicted model, not a curated record